AUGGCCGAUGAUGGAGUCAAUCCGAAGGCCUUCCCACUGGCCGAUACCAACUUGUCUCAAAAGCUCAUGGAUCUCGUCCAACAAGCAAUGAACUACAAGCAGCUCAAGAAGGGAGCUAAUGAGGCAACUAAGACUCUCAACAGAGGAAUCGCCGAGGUCAUCGUCAUGGCUGCUGACGCUGAGCCGUUGGAGAUUCUUCUCCAUUUGCCACUUCUCUGCGAGGACAAGAACGUUCCAUACGUUUUCGUUCGUAGCAAGGCUGCUCUUGGACGCGCUUGCGGAGUCACUCGUCCGGUUAUCGCUGCUUCUAUCACUCAAAACGAAGGAUCUCAGCUCAAAUCUCAAAUUCAGAAAAUUAAGGAGGACGUCGAGAAACUUCUCAUCUAA
This is a messenger RNA of Caenorhabditis remanei, 387 nucleotides long. RefSeq lists its product as uncharacterized. The coding region runs from base 1 to 387 and encodes 128 amino acids. The record is from RefSeq and is a predicted model, not a curated record. The transcript is spliced from 3 exons. Gene Ontology annotation, molecular function: RNA binding. NCBI's taxonomy places the organism in Eukaryota, Metazoa, Nematoda, Chromadorea, Rhabditida, Rhabditidae. Gene Ontology annotation, biological process: maturation of SSU-rRNA; mRNA splicing, via spliceosome; ribosome biogenesis. Gene Ontology annotation, cellular component: small-subunit processome; box C/D methylation guide snoRNP complex; U4/U6 x U5 tri-snRNP complex.